This is a messenger RNA of Phyllostomus discolor (pale spear-nosed bat), 1155 nucleotides long. RefSeq names its product potassium calcium-activated channel subfamily M regulatory beta subunit 1 (gene KCNMB1). The transcript is spliced from 4 exons. Bases 245 to 820 code for a protein of 191 amino acids. NCBI's taxonomy places the organism in Eukaryota, Metazoa, Chordata, Mammalia, Chiroptera, Phyllostomidae. Gene Ontology annotation, molecular function: calcium-activated potassium channel activity; potassium channel regulator activity. Gene Ontology annotation, cellular component: membrane; voltage-gated potassium channel complex. Gene Ontology annotation, biological process: detection of calcium ion; potassium ion transport. The record is from RefSeq and is a predicted model, not a curated record.
UUGGGCCCGGGGCAGCUCGGACUCAGACGUGACCAUGUUUGGGCAUGGAGGCUUAUCUCAGAUGGGGACCAAAGGCCACUUCCCUGGAGACGGAGAAGGGCUGGGAGCCCGGGCUUCCUGCUGGAGCUCAGGCGGCCUCUUCUGGGGUGAGGGCCGGGGGCCGGGCAGACAGAAAACGCCUGCCUGCCGAAGACCUGAAGACGGCAGGGUGCGGGCGACUAAAUGACCGCCGUCCCCGGUGGACAUGGGGAAGAAGCUGGUGAUGGCCCAGAAGCGCGGGGAGACGAGAGCCCUUUGCCUGGGGGUGGCCAUGGUGGUGUGCGCCGUCAUCGCCUACUACAUCCUGGGCACCACCCUGCUGCCCCUCUACCAGAAAAGCGUGUGGACCCAGGAAUCCAUGUGCUACCUGAUUGAGGCCAAGAUCUGGGACCAGGAGGAGCUGGAGGGCAGGAAGGUGGCCCAGUACCCGUGCCUGUGGGUCAACGUGUCCACCGUGGGCCGCUGGGCCGUGCUGUACCACACGGAGGACACUUGGGACCAGAACCAGCAGUGCUCCUACAUCCCCGGCAGCCUGGACAACUACCAGCUGGCCCGGGCCAGCGCGGAGAAGGUCAGAGGCAGAUUCCAGGAACACCGGGCCUUCCGCUGCUUCGCGGCCCCGCGGGAGAACGAGACCCGGGUCCUGUACCGGCGCCUCUACGGGCCGCAGACCCUGCUCUUCUCCCUCUUCUGGCCCACCUUCCUGCUGACCGGCGGCCUCCUCGUCAUCGCCAUGGUGAAGUUCAACCAGUCCCUCUCCAUCCUGGCGGCUCAGAAGUGAGCCCGGCCGUGCCGCGCCACCGUGCAGGCCGCCUGGCGCUGGGGAGCCUGGGCUGUGCCCAUUUCCGUGCCCAUGCCUCUUCCUCUGCCUCCCCACUCCCCCCCCCCCCCCCCCCCCCCCCCACACAGUCCGCCUGUCUCCCGUCGCACGUGCGGCCCUUGUUCAGCCCCUUUCUGCUCAGGAACGUACAAGUAACGGCUCCCUACUGCCCUGGAGAGCGCAGGCCGGCUGGUUCCAGCUCUCCAUUCCCCGCCCCCGACCCACUGACCCAACCCACGCCCCCCAGACGGCAGUGGCUCUGACCUCGCGCCUGUGUUCUCACCGGGCUCCACAGC